AUGCCUCUACCCGAUGUGUUGGCCAAGCGAGUCGACGAGUAUGUCGACUCGCUGGCACCUCAAAUCCAACCCCGCAUCGCGUCCGAGAUCGACAUCUUCCAGAACAAGACCAUCGACAGCCUCGAGGACCAGGUCGUCGAUGCUUUUCGCUCGCUGUUCGACAAAGACAAGGGCCACUCAGAAGGCGGCUCGCGGCAUCUGAAUGAUUCGCCUCCAGACGCCUAUGGCGGCCAGUCACUGCCCUUUGCAGAUGAGAUCGCCAAGCUGACACGAAGCUUCUCACAAAUCACUGACGAGGCUGGUGACGACCUGCGUGAUAUCUUUGACCUGACCGAGGGCCGGGGAGGGGGCUCUGGACAGGACCAGUCUCGCGGUAUAGACCACACCGAUUCCUUCUCCAGCGGUGCCAAGGGCUUCCUCUCCGCCGCGAUGAAUGCCGUGCAGGACCACCUUGACAGGGACAGCGGGCCAGGGGGCAAGAAGUUUGAGCUCGACGGACUCCUUGGCGUGCUGAGCGACACUGUCAAGGACGCAGCCCGGAACCCCGAGGAGAAGGCCCGCAUGAUCAGCCCCGAGAUCAAGGAGAAGGUCGGCGCGAAGCUGAGGGAGCAGCACGCACCCAUCGCUGAGCAGUUCACCCGCAUCGCGCUGGACCACAUCAAGCGCUGGCUGAGGGGGAACACCAGUACCCGUGAUCUCGGCGAUGGUGUCAAGGGGGAGUUCGAGGACCAGGUGAAGGACAUCGUCAAGGGCCUAGGGGGUCUCUUCGGCAGCAAGAAGCACAGCGACGAGGGGGCUUCGAGGGGCAUCGGCGACCGAGACGGCGAGGGCGGUGAGGGCAGCGGCGGCUUCUCCAAGGUCAUCAGCGACAAGCUGAGCACAGGCCUCGCAAAGGUCCACCGCGAGGUCCGGCUCGAGUUCCGCAGCGUGCUGGGCGCCAUCGAGAAGCAGCUGUUCGAGCUGCUGCCCGACGAGUUCCAGCGGCCCCUGGAGAAGAUCCUGGGCGGGAACCCCUUCGACGAGCAGCUCGACCGCGACGCCGGCUCGCAGGACCGUGGCUUCGGGGACGACAUAAAGGUCAAGCUCGUCAACAAGAUCCGCGGCCUGGUGCGCAAGGUGCAGGAGACGCUGCGCGAGAGCAUCCUGGGCCUGGUCAACGGCGGCCACCGCAAGUUCGAGCGCGAGAGCUGGGUCUUCGUGCAGAACAUGGUGGAGCAGAAGGUGCAGAAGUACCUGCCCAAGGUGAAGAUCACCGUGCCCGACGAUAUCGGCAACGAGGGUGUCAGCGUUGGCGCAGUGGCGGCUAGCUCGCAACCUACCGGCGGGCAUCAAUCCAGCGGUGGUCAUCAGCCUCCGCCAUCGACACAUGAGAACUAUCCGCCUCCACCUCCUACUUCCUCCCACGCCCAUACCAGCCUCAGGAGUACAGACCAGACCAAUACCAGUCGCAUCAGCAACAAGGCUAUGGUCAUGGGCAGGGUUAUGGAGGGAACCAGAGCUAUGGCCAUGAUCAAAACUACGGAGGCGGUGGCAAUCCUCCAUACUGAAUCGAUCAGCCAAAUCGAGCAACGGCCACACUUUCGAGUCCCGCGAACUUGA
Messenger RNA from Diaporthe batatas, 1599 nucleotides. RefSeq lists its product as uncharacterized. NCBI's taxonomy places the organism in Eukaryota, Fungi, Ascomycota, Sordariomycetes, Diaporthales, Diaporthaceae. The transcript has 3 exons. The record is from RefSeq and is a predicted model, not a curated record. Bases 1 to 1599 code for a protein of 532 amino acids.